Molecule: messenger RNA, 2275 nt
Organism: Silurus meridionalis
Lineage: Eukaryota; Metazoa; Chordata; Actinopteri; Siluriformes; Siluridae
Gene: rhobtb3
Product: Rho related BTB domain containing 3
Exons: 10
Coding region: 534-1955 (473 amino acids)
Molecular function (GO): protein binding
Source: RefSeq, a predicted model, not a curated record
UUGGACGUGUUGCAAUAGUCUGAGUGCUGAGUCAGGAGUGCCAACUCAGAGCUGCUGCUGCUGUCGGUUCAUUUCCUCCUUCACAAGGCUCUCGUGUGAUCUGAAGGGGUUUUGAUAUCUCGUGGCUGUGUGUGUGUGUGUGUGUGUGUGUGUGUGUGUGUGAGCCCCGACAGCAAGACGCUGGAUAUGUAUUUUUUCCACGUUGUUUUGUGUUGAACUUGUGCCUCACCGGGCUUUAGCGCUGCACACUGCGGGGGUCUGGAUGCGGUCUUUGGGGGGGCUUCGCUUCUCGGGGGCUUUUUCUUUUUGUCUUUGGUCCGCUCACUGGAGCAUUGCGCACAGCACACUUUAUCUUCGGAAGCGCCUUGUUUAUCUCAGAAGAAGACCCAAGAUCGUAACGGGACUGGAGACGGUGGGACUCGGUGGGGUUUCGCGUGUAACGAUGGAUUUGUGCUUGAAGAACCUGAUUGCGGAAAAAAGCCGUCGGAUGGGAAAACGUGGCGCUUGAGGGGAGGACGUGCUUGCCGAGCUUCAUGAUCUCAGAUCAGGGGACCAUGUCUGUCCACAUAGUGGCUCUGGGCAGUGAGUGUCCUGGGGGAGUGGGUUCCGGAGAGGAGCCUGGAGCUCCAGCGCAGGUGCAAGGCGGUCUGCUUUGGAGCUACCUGGGCCAUGGAGCCAGAGAGCUGGACCCCACAUCCACCACUCCUUCCAGGCACCCGCUGAACCCAGCCUUUAUGGAGUACCAGUCUAGAGUGUUCGGAGACGUCCGAGUGAUGGUGCGAGACUGCCCGAGCUGGGACUUGUUGGACAGUGACUGGGCCAGUGUGCGGAGCGUCUUGGAGCAAGCUGAUAUUGUGGUCAUUAAGUAUUCUGUUAACGACAAGCUGGCCUUCCAGCAGGUCCGAAACGGCUACGCCCCCAGACUCCGCCCCCUCCUGCGUCACUGGGGCAUGCCUGUCAUCCUGGUAGCGGUCGGAGCGAGGCUUAACGAUGAAGGUCCGCCAUGCACGUGCCCCCUGUGCGCCUCUGACUGGAGCACUUGUGUUCCUCAUGGCGAGGGGCUCCAGCUGUCCCGAGACCUGGGCGCCACCUAUCUAGAGUUACCUUCACUCAAUAACUUCUUUGUCGGCCGCUAUUUUGGGAGUGUGCUUGAAUACUUCAUGAUUCAGUGUCUGAAGCAGAAAGCGAAAGAGGGACCUGAUAAGAGGCGGGGUCACCGGUUUAAUGAGCCCCGCCCUCCACACUUGGACCAACCGGCACGUCUUCCUCCGGUGCGAGUCGAGGAGUCCAGCUUCUCUCAAGACCUGCAGUGGUUGCUGGAGCGUGGCGCGCAGUUUGCUGAUGUGGUCUUUUACGCCGGGGAUUCUGGGAAGGACCUGGGAUGGGCGCACGCAGCUGUGUUAAGCGCUGUUAGUCCCUAUUUCAAGCAGCUGCUGGCCGGAAGGCAGGCGUGGGAGAGGCCAAUGUCGCGAUGUGCCUGCCGGGAGAGAGACAGCCCCCACUCUCUGCUGUCCACCUGGGACGGGGGUUUGGAUGACCUGACCAGGACGGACGGCCACCUACCGGGCCAACUAUCUCGGCUGGUAGUGAAGGACCCACUGCUGUGUAUAUGCAUGUGGGAGACGCUGAUGUUUCUCUACAGAGGGGCCUGGGAGUGGGAGUUUCUGGAGGAGGCUUUGGGUGAAAAGCUUAAGAACCCUUUAGCGGUCGCCCAGCUGAUGGAUCGAAUACGCUCAUUUGUUGGGAGAGAAAAGGCCCUCAGGGACACGGCGCUGCACGCUCCCAGCCUGCUCCUCAAACACUCGGAAACAUCUUCAACUCCCCUCUCUACUCGGAUGUCAUUUUUAUGGUGCAAGGGAGCGUCCUGCCCGCACACAGAGCCGUGCUCGUGGCUCGAUGUGAUGUCAUGGCCGCCAUGUUCAGUGGCAAAUAUGCAGAAGCCCGGAGUCGAGUAGUACCCAUACACGGGGUCUCCUCCGACACCUUCCUCGCUUUCCUGGAGUAUCUCUACACGGACACCUGCUGUCCAGCACAAUUCUGUAUCAUACCACAUGUUCCAUCAUAGCAGGGCGUUGAUGGAUGUUGAUGGAUGUUGGACGUCUUGUACGGAACUUAGCAGGCAGCAAAAUAUUCUUUCUGGCGAUUUUGAUUGCCAGUAGAUGAAUACGGGAGGCGGUACAGUGUGACACGGCGAGCCGACAGCUGCCAGGAUGAUUGAUGGCACAAAAACAAGAGAAGCCGAAGUUGAUUGACAGACGUGUGUGUGUGUGUGUGU